AUGGCUAAGAUAAAGAGCUCUAGAAGUAAGCAGCCACCAGAUGGGUAUGACUCAAUCAAGCCAACAUUGGACGAGUUUGAUAAUAAGAUGAAAGAUGUUCAAUCAAAAGCUUUAACAAAAUCAGGUAGAAAAAGUGAAGCUCUUUGGGAUAUUUUCAGAGUGAGUCAUCAAAGAUCGAGAUAUGUUUAUGAGAUGUAUUACAAGAAGAAGCUAAUAUCCAAAGAAUUGUAUGAUUGGUGCUUGAAGAAUAGGAAAAUUGAUGCUAAUUUGAUUGCCAAGUGGAAAAAACAAGGUUAUGAAAAUUUGUGCUGUAUUAAAUGUAUCCAGGGAUCUGAAAAUAAUAAUGGUGGUACCUGUAUAUGUCGUGUUCCAAGAGCUACGCUAGAGAAACAUGAAAAUGUCAAGUUUAGUGAAUGUAUUAAUUGCGGCUGUCGUGGUUGCGCAAGUACUGAUUGA
Messenger RNA from Hansenula anomala, 456 nucleotides. Its product is annotated as BUD31 family protein. NCBI's taxonomy places the organism in Eukaryota, Fungi, Ascomycota, Saccharomycetes, Phaffomycetales, Wickerhamomycetaceae. Gene Ontology annotation, cellular component: nucleus; spliceosomal complex. Gene Ontology annotation, biological process: mRNA splicing, via spliceosome. The record is from RefSeq and is a predicted model, not a curated record. The coding region runs from base 1 to 456 and encodes 151 amino acids. The transcript has a single exon.